Messenger RNA from Coffea arabica (coffee), 1444 nucleotides. The record is from RefSeq and is a predicted model, not a curated record. NCBI's taxonomy places the organism in Eukaryota, Viridiplantae, Streptophyta, Magnoliopsida, Gentianales, Rubiaceae.
CCACAUCCUACACCCUUGCUGAGAGCAGAAGAGAACGCAAGAUGCUCAAUACACUUGAAGCAUCGAGCUAGCUCUGCAAAAUCCGUCUAGUUGAAUUUCAUGGAUAGCCCAAAGUUGCAAAAACUUCCUGUCAUCAACUUCGGCCAGGAGAAUUUGCAGCAUGGCACAAAAAGCUGGUCCUUGGCACGCAACGAAGUCCGCCACGCUCUUGAAAAGUGCGGUUGCUUUCUUGCUGUGUAUGAUGCAGUUUCUUUCAAGUUGAGGGAUUCAGUAUUUUCUGCGCUAGAAAAACUGUUCGAUCUUCCCGUGGAAACAAAAAAGAAGAACACUUCUGAUACGCUUUUCUUUGGUUAUAUUUGCGACGACCGUGACCCAUCUAUUCGUGAGAACAUGGGAAUCGAAAAUUCAACCGACAUAGAAGAAGUCAAGAAAUUCUCUAAGCUCAUGUGGCCCCAAGGAAAUGAUGACAAUUUCAGUGGGAUCAUCCAUGAAUGUGCAAAUCUGUUGUCGGAGUUGGAACAAGUGGUGAUUAGAAUGGUUUUCGAAAGCUAUGGGGUAGAGAAGCUGAAGUGUGAUUCUCACAUAGAUUCAAUCGUGUACGUGCUUCGGUUCAACAACUACAAGGCGCCUGGAGUAGACGAGAGAACCGUGAUUGCUCCCCCUCAUACUGAUAAGUGCCUCAUCUCAAUUCUUGCUCCGAGUCAAGUUAACGGAUUGGAGGUAAACUUGAAGGAUGAGCAGUGGAUCCCUGUUGACUUCUUGCCUUCAUCAUUCGUUGUUAUGGCAGGAGAUGCAUUAAUGUUUGGCAGGCAUGGAGCAACGACAGAAUACGACCUUGUCUUCAUCGAGUUCAAAUGAACGCGAACGCAAGAAGAUCCUCAGUGUUGAUGUCCUCUUACCACAAGGGGGUCGUGCACAUUCCUCAGGAGUUGAUUGAUGAUCAGGAAAAUCCACAGCGCUAUAAGCCAUUUGAUCACCUGGAAUACCAUAAUUUCUUAAAGAAAGAAUUGGAAACUGGGCAGCACGUUCAGUGUGACGCCAUCAAGAGAUAUUGUGGUGUUUGAAUUGAAGUACCAUGAUCCUUUAAGAGGGGUGGAUCUCUUGUAUUGUGCAUAUGGCUGCGGAUCAUGAUAAAGCAUGCAUAUCCAUCUUAGCUAAACCAUCCAACAAUCAUUUUCUCCUCUUCAUUAACCUUCCAGUAUUUGAAUACCAGAUGUCAAUUUCCCUUCAGAUCAAGAGAAUCUUUCAGUACAAGUAAAUUAUAUUCGCCCUUAAUAAGCCACUAAUUCUAGUCCAUUAAUGGUGAGGCGAACUCUUUUCAGCUUCAUUUCUUUCUAAAAAUAAUACAUUUAUGUACUGCGUGACGGAUUCUUAAUUCUUGAGUCCAAGCUUUUUUGUCUUCUUAUUUGUCGAGAUGGAUGAAAAGCUUUUUGUCUUCUUUUGA